This is a messenger RNA of Pseudogymnoascus verrucosus, 546 nucleotides long. RefSeq lists its product as uncharacterized. The record is from RefSeq and is a predicted model, not a curated record. Lineage: Eukaryota; Fungi; Ascomycota; Leotiomycetes; Thelebolales; Thelebolaceae. Bases 1 to 546 code for a protein of 181 amino acids. The transcript has 3 exons.
AUGGCAGACGGAUUAAAUGAUGCGCGGGCGACUCGAGUCGCUGACCUCCUCUCCGACUUCCGCGCCCUCCAGCACAGCAUCGCCUCAGUAUCCAGCGACCCUCCCCACCCGGAUGACUUCUACACCGAAGGCUACGCGGCGCUACGCCAGUGCGCCGUGGACGGGCAGCAUGUCCUGAACGUGGCGGCCGACACGCGCGUGCCGACCGGCAGAGGCGGCCAGGCGGAGCAGGAGAAGGCCGAGUUGACGCAGGUGCUGCUGGAUAGUUUUUCGCGGCGGCACGAGGCGCAGAAGAUAUGUAUGAGGCAAAGCGCAGCCAUGCGCUGGGUCGCAUGGCGCGACGGCGUGUUACUGGGGAUGAGGCCUGAUCCAUCACAUGUGCCUGCAUUGGUGUCUUGCGACCAAGCUCUGCGAGCUGAACUCGCGACAGUCACCGAUGAGAACAUAUACAAUUUAAUGCGCAACUCGGACUACACCAUGGGCCGCUGGACGGACGAGGACCCAUCCUUGCGAAACGUGCAGCGCUGGCUCCGGAGUCGGCGUUGA